AAUGCAACACACAUCAUCACUGAAUGGUAAAAAACAACAGAUGAGUAAUUCUCAAGAUAUGGAAUUAUCGGAUGCUGCCCUGAAGAGAAGAAGAAAAAGUGUGCGUGACGAUGAUAUCAGUAUGAGAAAACAAUCGGAGAGUGACAAGACAAUGUUGCCGCAGAAGAAACGUGUGUUUGCGUCGAGUAAUUGUGGUAGUCCAGCGCGAAAAGCUUGUAAAAAUUCGGAAGAACCGGAGGACGAUGAGACACUGAUCAGAGAGACUGAGGCAGCGUUGAAGAGCUUAUCGGGAAGUUGGCCAGGACCAAGUGGUGGUUUGUACCAACGUGGUGGUUCCGAUGACGAUCGCUACGAGUCAAACUUUGAGAAUCUCUUCGAGGAGAAGAAAGACACCCCAAAACUGUCACCAUGCUCUGUAUCAACAUCAUCAACAACGAGCAACGAGACAGGAUGUUCAUUGAAAGACGUGAUAACCUUCCGCGGUCAGGACAGAAGAUCGUUCCAGCAGGUGAGGCCUCAGCAGAUGAAGGCGAAAAAGGAUAUCGAUGGUAUGAAAAUGGAGGCAGAUUGUCCUGUCCAGAAUACUUUGAAAAGCAGAAGUCUGAAGGACAGAGUGGAACGAUUGCCGAAUGAGAAAUACUCUCGCUACGAUCCACCGGACUUCAACGAACUCGUUGACGAUUCAUCUAAUGAACUGGAGAUCGACAUGUCUGAUCCACUCGUGGAGAAGGACGACGAGCGAGACCAACGGUCAGAUGACAAGACCAAAGACAGAACCAUUAAAGGAUUAUCAUCAUCACCAUCUGGUAGACACCUGUUCUCACCAACGUCAACGACAUCGUACUCAUCAUCAGCCUUCAGACCACCGAAUACAGAUCACACAAAGCCAGUGUGUAGAACACCAUCAGCAUCAACAUCAAGUCCACCAAUUGGUCCUUAUCCAGCAUCAGCAACAUUCGUAGGUUUUCCCACACCAGUGCCAGGACCAGUGAUGCCAGUGCCACAACCGAUGAUACCGCCCUCCAGCGAAGAGAAGAAUACCUCCGUAUCCCUCCUACAGUUGAAAUCACCGAAGGAGGAUCACCAUCAGAGCCAGGCUGCCACAAAAUUAUCACCAACGAAACAACCAACUGGAUUACCACCACCUGCCAGUCCCGAUAUCAACACCUCCAAGCAAUACACGAUUCUACAGCCAGCUGGUCUUGGCUCCAGAGCAGCUAGUGCUAUACAAGAUAUCACAAGGGAGGGAGUUGUUAGUGUCACUGCGGUCAGCAGCUCUAGUGGAAGUAAUAGUUCCACCAGUAGUUACGCAAGUUCUAAAAAUGGUAGCGAUGGUAUAAAUGGAUGUACAGCUAGUUGCGUUACCACGAAUACAACAACAACGACAACAGCCGUUGGUGAUAUAUCAACGACGUCUGGUGGUCAGGAUGUUAUGAAGAUACAGGAGAGAAAUUUCGAUGGCAAUCGUCCUGGCAUAUCCAUGUCACCGUCCAGUAUUGGCAGAGAGGGCAACAAGUGCCCAACCCCGGGUUGCACUGGUCAAGGUCACGUAACUGGACUGUACUCGCACCAUCGCAGCCUCUCCGGAUGUCCCAGAAAGGAUAAACUCACACCUGAGAUGUCGGGGAUUCCCCCAGAGUUCAUAAGCACGAACCUACUCCCAGGUUCUAUGGACAUCAAAGGCUAUUCGAUCUACUCGUCACAAGCCACCGAAUCAAAACCAGUUGUCACAUCACCGACGUACGAUUACUACAAGACACCGGGUCUCCACGUGAAGCCACCGAAGACCCCGGAGGACCAGAAUCCCCGUAGUUCAUCAAAAAUAACUCCAAAAACGGAGGUAUCACCACCGACGACCUGUUGCAGCGCACUACCACCGAGAAAUUCCGAGCUACUAGUCCCAAAGACCGAGGAUACAUCAUCCUGUCGUGUGAAUUCACCACCACCACCACCACCACCCCGACAGACAUACGACUCAUACAUGAAUCAGGACUCGAAUUCCUCGUCAAUGUCAUCCUUGGACAUGGGUUCAAGAUCGAUUGGCACAAUUCACCAUCCAACCCAGCAUCCGAGCCACCACGUGUUACCGAUGCAGCCAACAGUAACGUAUCCCAUGACGAUGGUGGAGGACACGAGAAUGACGCACCAGAUGUCACAGCGAUCACCUUACGAGCCAUCGAUGAUGGCAGCUGUGGCAACAACGAGCGAGGAUAUCUAUCAUCACAGAAGUGCUGAGCACCGUGCCUACAUGCAUCAGACAAGCAACGGAAUAGCUAGACCAGUUGUGACGUAUUCCAACGAUGUUGGCGCUGCUCGCGGCUACGACAAUGUCUCGAGUGUAGCUAAUCAUCGACCCUACGAUCCAGGUACCGGUUCUGGCUACGAUAGAUAUGACAGCCAGAGCUGUGGACCCUUUCAGAGUCAACAGGCACAGCAGCAACAGCAGCAGCUCCACACAAGAGCUAACAUGUAUUACCUUGGACAGACUGGAAUGACAGCUGACGAGCAGGAGAGAGUGUACCAACAAGAAGCUGCGGCUGUACAGCAACACCAGAUGGCUAUGGCAGCAGCUACCGGUGUAAUGAUCAAGUCCGAGGAUGUCAAGUGCGUUCAGAUGCCCAAGGGUGGACCACCCACAUCACCCGGUGGUUCUGUCAUGGAUUUGUCGACGUCAAGCGUCACAUCGACGAGUCCACAAGCACCACCAUAUGGAUCCAACAGUCUCAGCCCCCAGUACGGUGGUGGUCAAACUGUUGGUGGAAGUCCUCAAGCUGCUGCUAGUCCUCAUCUAACUGCAAGUCCACAGGUGCCGAGUCCACAGGGACAAACUCUGGAUCUCAGUGUCAACAGGCUUCACAGCGGUGCACCAAGUCCCCAGUAUCCAACAUCCCAUGGCGAUGCUGUACCUGUAGCUGUUGGUCCACCCUUUCCAGCUCCUCGACCAAUCGAGGAGCAGACAGAACCCGUUGACUUCUCAACUGCCAACGAACCCGUCAAUUUCAGCGGUGGUCCUGGUAUCAGGCCCGUCGGCUUUCCACCACCAGGUGUUCACGCGGCUGCUUACAGCCGAGAGAGCACACCCGACAGCGGUGUCUCGCAUUACAUGGACGCGUACAGAGAUCCAACUGCGUAUGGGCCGAUGAGUCCACAUCCUGGCUACGGCAUGACGGGUGUCCAACCGGAAUACCCCGGCAACACCUACACCCCGUACCCAACAGCUGGCUACAACUGCACUGGUAGCUAUCCAGGUGGACCAGUAACAUCAAGCUAUCAAAUUCCCACUGGCUACAGCCCAGCGCCUUGCUACAGCAUGCCACCACCGCAGCACACGAUCAGCGGUCUCGACAAGUCAUCAGGAAAAGACGACAGUCUCUCGGGCUGUCCGAGAGCGGAUCGUUCCCAGAUUCAGGCGCACUCACAGGAGCUGAAGUGCCCGACCCCAGGAUGCGAUGGCUCUGGACACGUUACAGGCAACUACAGCUCCCACAGAAGUCUCUCCGGUUGUCCAAGGGCGAACAAACCCAAGAGUAAACCAAGAGACGGACAGGACUCUGAACCGCUCAGGUGUCCAAUUCCUGGUUGUGAUGGAUCAGGACAUGCCACUGGUAAAUUCCUGUCUCACAGAAGUGCGUCUGGGUGUCCGAUAGCUAAUCGAAAUAAACUCCGAGUGCUAGAGUCCGGUGGUACAGUUGAACAGCACAAAGCAGCAGUGGCAGCGGCAACAGCUAUGAAAUUCGAGGGUGUAAAUUGUCCCACCCCAGGAUGCGACGGUAUUGGUCACGUAAACGGCUCAUUCUCAACCCACAGAUCUCUCUCGGGCUGUCCAAUGGCCGGCAACACCUUGAGAAAACCAAAAUUCGAGGACAUGACUAGCAUGUACAGCAAAGGAAUCACCGGAGUGGACACCGGUGGUCCGGCUCAGGGUGGUGCGUUGGGUGCGGGUCAGGGAAGCACAAGCGGUAACAUUGUACCUGGUGGUCAGGGCGAGGAUCUGUAUACAUUGGAAGCUGAAAUCACUGAAUUACAGAGAGAAAAUGCGCGAGUUGAGUCGCAGGUAAUGCGUCUGCGCUCAGAAGUUACAGCUAUGGAGAAUCAUCUGAAGCAAGGGGACAAGGAAACAACGGUGAUUGCCCAGCGAAACAAUCAUCUCACUGAUUAUUAUCAAUCACUUCGUGACAACAUGAUAACUUUUCUGGAGCACGUGAGAAUACCUAGCGCCCCUGGCGGUCCACCUGAGAAAAUGGGACAUGAAAAUUUCGACAGUUAUCUGACAAAAUUACAAACACUUUGUACCCCUGAUGGAUACUGCGCUGAUGAAACAAAUCGUCCAACAUACGAGACUGUUAAAACUGCAUUGCAGGACUUCACAGUUCUGCCAACGCCCAUCUGAGACCAUCAGUCACGUGGAUAAAGUAGGAAAAUCAUUUAAAUUUCAAGGGUAUAUUAUUGAUUAAAUCCACAUGACUGUGAGAAUUCUUAGGGACCUAGAAAAAUGUUGGAAGUUCAUAUUUUCGGGUAUUUGCCAAAAAAAAAAUGACAGCAUCCGAAAAAAAAAUCGGCUCUUUCCAAUUAUUUUUCCAAAAAUCGACUGAUCCCGAUAAAUAUUGAUUUUCUGAUAAAAUUUAAUCAACUAGAAAAAAGUCCUCCAACUUUUUUAUCUCAACUCGAUAGUUAUCGAUAUAAAUCGAUUUUUCAAAAUUAGAUUUAAUUGAAUUCCCAGCAAUUUUCUAUAUCUCGACUCAAUCCAGAAAAAAAAAACUUUCUCCAGUUCGGAAAGUUGAAAAAGUGAUCAACAGUAAAUAAACAACUGAUGAAAAAUCUCAAGACGACGAUGCAAUUGUAAAUACUCAAGUGAUUAAAAAAUUCCCAGAAAUCCUCAGUCCUGGGAAUCCCUAAUUUGUAAAUAAUCGGUCCAACACCAAAGAAAGGGGAAAAAAAAAUCACGAAUCGAGAGAAAUUCUUGUCGUCAAUUUCUCACGAUCUAAAUCUGUAAAAAUUAAAAAAAAAAUUUCUAUUACGCUUAGUGAUGUAUAUCCGCUCAAUCCCCUCCCCUGUCCGCUUGAUAAUCGUUGAUCUACCGAUAAAUAUUCAUCAGAAGAAUAAUCAACUAAAGUUAUCAUUUAUUAUUGAAAAUAUUUCGAUAUUGAU
Molecule: messenger RNA, 5148 nt
Organism: Fopius arisanus
Lineage: Eukaryota; Metazoa; Arthropoda; Insecta; Hymenoptera; Braconidae
Product: probable GPI-anchored adhesin-like protein PGA55
Exons: 11
Coding region: 2-4390 (1462 amino acids)
Biological process (GO): regulation of transcription by RNA polymerase II
Cellular component (GO): nucleus
Molecular function (GO): DNA-binding transcription factor activity, RNA polymerase II-specific; zinc ion binding; RNA polymerase II cis-regulatory region sequence-specific DNA binding
Source: RefSeq, a predicted model, not a curated record